AUGGAACCGUCGAGUGCGGAUAUAAAUACCAAUGUAAAUGCUACCGAUGUGGUCGCGGCUAGUACUCACAUGACAAAUGCAUCUCAGACCGAGAUCAGAGUCGAAUAUUUAAAGCACAAAUGGACGGUAAAGAACUUUUCGCAUUGUUAUCAGGAAUACUUGGAGAACUUUGUGCAUUUGCAAAGGAAUAACGACGAAACAUUGACAUGGUCCAUCAAGAUUUACCCGAAGGGUAAUGGCGAAAACAACAAGGAUUUUGUUUUCUUGUGUUUGAACAGGGUAAAUGGAUGCAGUAAAAAUAAAGCCGGCUUCAGGUAGGAGUUGAUGGUCUUAUAUCCAACUUUUAGGUCACGGUUCUUCUUGAAGAACAGCGAAGGAAAGGACAUCGAAAUGCGGAUUCAUCCCAAUCCGUCCCAUUCUGAUUAUGUUUCUUACAUAAAGCGAGACGUACUGUUUCCCCAGAUCUCGCCAGCCGACAGUAUCACCGUUUUCGUCGAGAUCGAUGUUGCUGUGGAGACAAUCACAACGUAUACUGAAGACCAACUGGCUUCGAAAGCGGUGAGUAAAUUGCCGAUCGACAAUCAGGACCUAAAGUUACAGGUUUGUGAAUGUGAACGGACGUUGGGGGAAGAUUAUCUAAAACUUCUGAGCGACGAUCUACAUACCGACUUCCUGAUCCGGGUUGACGGCCAAGAUAUCUCUGUACAUAAAGCAGUUUUGGCUGCGAGGUCCCCAGUCUUUGCUGCCAUGCUACAACAUCGCGAUACGAACGAAGCACAGACUGUAAGGCGUAAAUAUAUAAUUUGUAUUUUCUUCAGGGGGUUUUAUGCAUAGAAGACGUCGAAUAUAAUGUCAUGAAAGAAAUGCUGCACUUUAUUUAUAGUGGAAGGUGCACAUCCGACGUGAAUGAAAUGGCAUCUGAUUUGUUAAUUGCCGCGGAUAAAUACAGGUAGUCAUUUUCUUGAAUAAUUUUGAUGUUUUUUUCAGACUUGAUGAACUAAAGAAUCACUGUGAGCGAAUCUUAAUCCAAGUUCUGUCUCAAGAUAACUGUUGUCAACUUCUCAUCAUAUCGGAUAUGUAUCAUGCCAACGCUUUGAGGAGAAAGUCGAUUCAGUUUGUACUGAAGCACCCCGUAGACAUAACUUCUACAGCCGGAUGGGAAGCCGUCUUGAAGGAUCACCCGCAUCUAGUCACGGACAUAGUCAGGAGUUUUGAUCGGACCACGGACAGCGAGUCGUGCACAGUUCUGUCAGGCUUGUUGCCCGGUCACUGA
Molecule: messenger RNA, 1273 nt
Organism: Bursaphelenchus xylophilus (pine wood nematode)
Lineage: Eukaryota; Metazoa; Nematoda; Chromadorea; Rhabditida; Aphelenchoididae
Source: the annotation of a GenBank genome assembly